UUGUUGGGUGCAAGACUCUUCGACAGUGUUUGAAUAGUAAUGAUGUGGGAGACCAUCUGUCGGCCAUUAUGGCUCUUCGCAAACUGUGUAACCAUCCUGCACUGUUAGCACAAGAUAAUGAGCAACAUUCACACAAAGAAAUGGCUAUGGAAUUAGCCAGUAUGCUUCCUGAACAUAUAAAAUAUAAUCAGUUUGAUGAAGCUGAUAGUGGAAAAUUGGCUGUAGUGUCAUGCAUGUUAUGGUCACUUGCUGAAGCUGGUAAUGAGAAAAUUGUUCUUGUAUCCAACUACACAUCAACCUUAGAUAUGCUGGCUAUUUUAUGUGAGCGCUACAACUAUCAAUACUUGAGACUCGAUGGUUCAGUCCCAACAGGGAAGAGGCAGGAACUGGUGGACAGAUUCAACAAUAACUAUUCCAAAGACUUUGUCUUCCUCUUAAGUGCAAAGGCUGGAGGAGUUGGUCUAAACCUUAUAGGAGCCUCAAGGAUCCUUCUCUAUGACAUAGAUUGGAAUCCUGCAACAGACCUUCAAGCCAUGGCACGUGUGUGGAGAGAUGGCCAGCAGAAAAAAGUAUAUAUUUAUAGGUUGUUAAUGACAGGAUCUCUAGAUGAGAAAAUGUAUCAGAGACAAGUUAGAAAGCAAGGCCUGAGCGGAGCUGUAGUUGAUGCUCGUGACUCUGAACGAGUUCACUUCUCCACAAAAGAACUCAAGGACUUGUUCACACUUCAUUCAAACACUGCCUGCUUAACACAUGAUAUGCUACAGUGCUCAUGUGAUCUUACAGGCCAGACCAUUGCAAUGCCAAACCCUGAAGAAAAUACUGAACCAGAGAGAUCUUGUCAACUUGGAGACCAUGGCCAGUACAGAUCCAGCUCUAACACUACAAUGGACCAAUUACAGAAGUGGUAUCAUAGUGCUGCACCUUUCCUCCCAGAGAUUAUAAGGGAUCCUUGCUUAGAGGCUGCCAGUGACUUUAUAACUUUCCUCUUUCAUAGUGUGUCUGACAGCUCAGUGAAGGGGAGAUCUGCUGUUCAGACUGAAGCUUGAGAAUGGACCACAUUAUUAUUUUGUAUUGGAUAUAUUGUAUGGAAAGGUAACUGAUUAAGUAGAUAAUAAUACUGUUGUGGUAAAAAACAAACCUUUAUUCUUUGUACCUUAUGUUAUCAUAAUCUGUUUAAAAUUUUAUUGCCUUCAUUAAAAGAACAGUAAAUUAGCUGUUGGUUUGUAUAUUCUGUAAUUUUGUUGCACACUGAUGGCUCCAUAAGUGCUCAGCCAGCAAGGAGCCAAUUAGUAGGCCCAACUGAUAUUUGUUUUUUCUGGUCAUUAACAUUAUUGACAUUAUGAAUGUUAUAAUAUUAUUCAAAUGCUAAAAACAAAAAUUGUAAACAUGGAAAAAGGCAGAUAGUGACAUACAUUCAACUAGUAAUUGAUUCCUUUGCACUUGUGGAGCCAUCUCUGUUUUAACACAAAAUAGAAUCAGUGGACAUGGAAUUCCAUCCAGGCACAGUGAUUUAAUGUUACCAGUUUGAGUGGCAAACUAGGCCUAAGAAAUUUUGGUUAAGUAACUAGAAAAAAUAAAGCAACUUGAUUCUUUUAUGCAUACCUAUGGAAUUAUAUUAAAAAAAUAGUUAAUACCACCAUUUUUAUGACAGAAACUGUGUAAUAAAAUAAGGAACGUGUA
This is a messenger RNA of Penaeus indicus, 1680 nucleotides long. RefSeq names its product DNA repair and recombination protein RAD54B-like. Lineage: Eukaryota; Metazoa; Arthropoda; Malacostraca; Decapoda; Penaeidae. Gene Ontology annotation, biological process: double-strand break repair via homologous recombination; reciprocal meiotic recombination. Gene Ontology annotation, molecular function: DNA translocase activity. The transcript is spliced from 7 exons. The record is from RefSeq and is a predicted model, not a curated record. Bases 69 to 1046 code for a protein of 325 amino acids. Gene Ontology annotation, cellular component: nucleus.